AUGGCGGUGGUUUUCCAAAGUCACGCCACCUUGUGCCAUUAUCAAGGAAAGGACACCCCCGCAAUGAACCUUGCGUCGCCUUUGGGAGAAGGGCAUGGCCUUACACCGUCGUGGGAAGGAGGGUUCGACACAAACAUUGCACUAUCGAUGACUUCUUGUUCAAGAGUAGUGAAAGAAGCGAAUGAGGAGAGCGCUGAGAGGCCAAACUGGCUUGAACUUCCUAAAGAAGUGACUACAAAUAUAUUUCAAAAACUUGGUGCGUUUGAAGUUUUAACUAGUGCGCGCCAAGUUUGCUCUCAAUGGUGGAACAUCUCUAAGGAGCCUCUCAUGUGGCGCACCAUUGACUUGACCAAACCCCGUCACUAUCCACAACCAACAUUAGUGAAUCUUUGCUGUUAUGCCAUUGAACAAAGUUGUGGUCAUUUAGAAGACAUUAGUAUUGAGUUUUUUGCCACCGACAAAGUCCUGAAAUGCAUCGCUAACAAUGGAAGUCACCUACGACGAAUGAGGCUUGUAAAAUGCUGGGCAGUUUCAAAUACAGGAUUGCGAGAGGCUGUAAUCAAGCUUCCAUUGCUGGAGGAGUUUGAAAUUUCAUUUAAUAACGUAUUAUAUGAUACCAUUGCAGUUAUAGGUCAAUUUUGCCCACUUUUGAAAGUGUUGAAAUUAAAUAUGUGCCCAUACAAACGCUUCAAGUAUGAUGAUGAGGCAUUAGCUAUUGCAAGAAACAUGCCCAACCUACGUCAUCUCCAACUUAUGGGAAACUGGCUCACAAAUUAUGGCUUGAUUUUCAUUCUUGACAGUUGUCUUCAUCUUGAAUCUCUGAAUCUCAAGGCUUGUAAGAAUAUUGACUUGAGCGGAAGUUUGGGGGAAAGGUGUUAUAAGCAAAUCAGAGAGAAGUGUGGAUCACCUGGUACCGUUCCAUAUGACAUUUAA
Lotus japonicus is the source of this 933-nucleotide messenger RNA. Its product is annotated as putative F-box/LRR-repeat protein 23. Lineage: Eukaryota; Viridiplantae; Streptophyta; Magnoliopsida; Fabales; Fabaceae. The coding region runs from base 1 to 933 and encodes 310 amino acids. The transcript is spliced from 4 exons. The record is from RefSeq and is a predicted model, not a curated record. Gene Ontology annotation, molecular function: protein binding.